Messenger RNA from Laetiporus sulphureus 93-53, 771 nucleotides. RefSeq names its product haloacid dehalogenase. Gene Ontology annotation, molecular function: hydrolase activity, acting on halide bonds, in C-halide compounds. The record is from RefSeq and is a predicted model, not a curated record. The transcript has 7 exons. The coding region runs from base 1 to 771 and encodes 256 amino acids. NCBI's taxonomy places the organism in Eukaryota, Fungi, Basidiomycota, Agaricomycetes, Polyporales, Laetiporaceae.
AUGCCGCCAAAUCCGCUGAGAGGCGUGCAAGCGUUUGUCUUCGACGUCUUUGGCACAGUGGUCGAUUGGCGCAGCAGCGUCGCGGCGGAACUGGGCCGACACGCCAAGGAUGGUGUAGACGGCAAUUGGGAGGCAUUCGCGGAGGAGUGGAGACAGGGGUAUUAUAGAUUGACCGGACAGGUUGCGAGAGGCGGUCCCGGACCAUCGAACGUCGAUGAGAUGCAUCGCCAAAUCUUGGACUCCAUGCUGCAGACACCCCGCUGGGCGCACCUCGCGCCGCUCUGGGACGGCGUCGAGCGCGCGGAGCUGGUUAUGGCCUGGCACCGAACCAAGGGAUGGCCGGACACGACUGCAGGCCUGUACGCAUUGAAGAAGCAUGCCAUCAUCGGCACGUUGUCCAACGGAAAUGUUCGCCUGCUCGUCGACAUGGCCAAGUACGCGGACCUUCCUUGGGACGUCAUAUUCUCCGGCGAGCUCCUCGGCUCCUACAAACCAAACCCCAAGAUGUACCUCGGCGCGCUCCACCACCUGUCCCUGGAGCCACACCAAUGCGCGAUGGUCGCCGCACACAUAUACGAUCUCCGCGCGGCGGCGAGCCACGGGAUGAAGACGGUGUUCGUGCGCCGCCCGCGGGAGCCAGACAGCCCGCCGGACGUGCGGACGAAAGCGGAGGGCGGCGAGGUGGACGUGGUGGCGGGGUCGUUCACGGAGGUGGCGGACAUAUUAGCGGAGGCGAGGAAGGAAGAGGCGGACAAGCAAGUAUGGCAGUGA